AGUACAUUCGUCUCAGGGUACCGAUCACUGCUUUGACCCCCGUUGUUCGCUUAGGAACGUAGCGUGACCACGGGCCCUUGAAACCAUGCCCGCGAAAUACAGGGGUUUGUCCUUGUGCUUUUGGCGACGCAUUCACUGGGUGGCCGCACCUCUUUUGGGAUAGCAAGGCUGGUGGCCCAGUAUCCAAGCACCUCGGGUGCUCAGAAACCCACUUCAGCUACAAUCCCUCCAACAAGAAAAACCAUCAUCCAUGUCUCAGGCUCGCUCCCUCUACGUCGCUCACUACGGCCACCCGCUGCUGAAGGGUGCGAAGCACUGGUCUUUCCUCCUCUACAAACCAGGCGACCAGCACGCCAAGGCGUAUCAGCUCACAGGCUCAACGACAACGUACGAGGUCAAGCAACCAGAGGAAGUGACCCCCGCGAAGUCGUCCUCUUUCAUGGGCCAAGUCCCUGUUGGCCACAUCGCCGAGUCUCACGUCGCUGCGUUCGAGCAGAUGGUCCUGGGCCUGCCCAUUACACGGGGCAACACGGCUUGGAAUUGCCAGAACUGGAUCAUCGGCGCUCUGGCUGCGCUCAAGGCGAACGGAUUCAAUGUGACGGCGUACGGAUUGGAGGAUUUGCGCAAGUUGCUGGCGGAGGCAACACCGGCGUGAUGGAAGGCUCGUGUGUAUUUGGUGUUCGUUGUGUCGAAGCUCGGAGGCUGGGGCGUGUAUAAUACUUUACAUUACGCGACGACUGGAGACUUAAUGAGGAAAGCGAUCCUAUGUGAACGGAC
Molecule: messenger RNA, 777 nt
Organism: Rhodofomes roseus
Lineage: Eukaryota; Fungi; Basidiomycota; Agaricomycetes; Polyporales; Fomitopsidaceae
Exons: 3
Coding region: 251-655 (134 amino acids)
Source: RefSeq, a predicted model, not a curated record